Molecule: messenger RNA, 1716 nt
Organism: Paramecium tetraurelia
Lineage: Eukaryota; Ciliophora; Oligohymenophorea; Peniculida; Parameciidae
Exons: 4
Molecular function (GO): protein binding; mRNA binding
Source: RefSeq, a predicted model, not a curated record
AUGUCGACCUUUACGUUGUAUGAAGAUUAUACUCCUCCUUCUUGGUCAAUGAGGCCUAAGCUUCCUUUCUAUUUAGAGGUAUUGAAGAAUGGAGUAUUAAUUUAACAGAAGAAAAUUGACAAUAAAGCUAUGUAUUUGAUAGGGAAGAACGAAAAAAUAUGCGAUAUCGUAUUGGAUAAUCCUACAAUAAGUAGAAAGCAUGCAGUAUUGCAAUCAAAGAAUACAAAUGAAUUUUACUUAUAUGAUUUGGGGAGUACUCAUGGAACAUUUGUCAAUAAUGUUAGAAUUCCAACUAAAUUAUUCCAUAAAUUAAAACCAUAUGAUCAAUUGAAGUUCGGAUAAAGUUUAAGAAUGUAUAUUUUGAGAUGUGAGGACCUAGAGAAAGAAGAUGCAAAUGUAUAAGAAUAGGAAUUACAAAAGAAAUUAGAUAAAAGAAAUGCCAAAAGAGAAUUUAAAACAGUUAAGGAACAUUAUUUGAAUCUGUUGUAUUAGAAUCCAUUGUACAGACAUAUGAAACCUAGAAAGAAAGAAGAAUCGGAGAUAGAAGGUAUAGAUUGGGGAAUCGAUGAUGAACAAGAAGUUUAUAGAUAUCAUUAGGAAUAAGAGUAUCCAUUGGAGCCUGAAUUAUUGCUUUAAUUACCUGGAUUAUCGGAAUAAUUGAUAGAUAAAAUCAAUAAAUAUAGUGAAAAGUUAUCAACUUAUCGUUAAUAAUAAGAAGAGUUGGAUAAUUUGCUUGUGAAGGAGAGAAAGAAUUUUGGUUUGGAUGAAUAAUCGGGCAGAAAUAAAUGUGAUUUAGAAACUAAAGUCUAGGAAUUGGGAUCUGAAUUGGAAAGUUUGGAAGUUGGUUUGAAAUUUGUGUUGUUUGGUGAUAGGGUCUAGAAGAUUAAUAAAUUUGAAUAGUAAGCUGAAGUGAGUUCAGAAGAAGAAGAUGAAUUCUAUGAUAACACUUUGAAGAAAAAAGUAAAUACCCAAGAAGUUUAAUAAGUAAAUAACGAAAUUAAAGUAGAAAAAACUACUGAAUCAUAUUAACAACUCAAAAAAAGAUUAGAGUAAUUAAUUGAGGAAAGGGAUCUCUUAAAUAAUGAAUUAUUAAACAUUUAAAGGAAUGAAGAAAAAGAAAUUGACGAAGAAGAUGAAUUAGAUAAUUAUAUGAAAUAAACAGCCAUCUCAAUUGCAUAAUAAGAAAGACCUAAAUUAUUGGAUAAAUUGAAAUCUGUUAUUGAUAAUAUAACUAAAGUUUCAGAGCAAUUGAAAUUUGUUAAACCGGAUAUUAAAUUGUCAUUUUUCAAUGAUGAAGAAGAGGAAAAUCCUGCUGAAGCUGAAAAUAACACUCAAGUGAAACCAAAUCAAAAUCUAUAAUCAAAUGAUCAAGUCAAAUCUAGUAAUACUACUACUACCUUUGAGUAAUUGAAAAAAUUAAAAGAACAAGCAGAGAAGGAAUAGGAUGAAGAAGAAGACGAAGAGAUGAUCUUAGAAAAGGCAAGGAGAUUCUUUGAGAAGGAAGCAGAAAAGGAAAGUCAAAGAGAUAAAUAAAAGAUGAAACAACUUAAAGAAUAGUAAAAGGUUCAAGAAAUAUUGCAAUAAUAUGAUAAAGAAUAAUAGGAGUUGAUAUAAUAACAAUAGAAAUAGGCACCAAAACCAAAGCCCCACUCUAGAAAUUAUAGGGAUACUGAAGUUGAAAAGGAUGAUUAUAUUGAUAUCACCAAGUUUUAAUGA